Molecule: messenger RNA, 183 nt
Organism: Bipolaris victoriae FI3
Lineage: Eukaryota; Fungi; Ascomycota; Dothideomycetes; Pleosporales; Pleosporaceae
Exons: 1
Molecular function (GO): protein binding
Source: RefSeq, a predicted model, not a curated record
AUGGUGGGACCCCUUCAUUAUGCAGCACUCCUAGGUCUGGCUCAAGUUACAAAACUACUUCUCAAUGAACAAAGCGAAAUUAUCGCUCCUAGCGGAUACCAUGACAUUCCACUCCAUGCAGCUGCAACUGAGGGCCAUCUGGAGGUAGUCAAAAUACUGCUUGACGUAGGUGCCGAUUGCAAU